Panicum virgatum (switchgrass) is the source of this 1921-nucleotide messenger RNA. RefSeq lists its product as uncharacterized. Gene Ontology annotation, cellular component: nucleus. Lineage: Eukaryota; Viridiplantae; Streptophyta; Magnoliopsida; Poales; Poaceae. Gene Ontology annotation, biological process: regulation of DNA-templated transcription. Bases 137 to 1675 code for a protein of 512 amino acids. The transcript has 9 exons. The record is from RefSeq and is a predicted model, not a curated record.
UCACAAUAAUCCACCGCACACGCUCCAUCCAGCCAUGGCCCCCCACGCUUCAUCUCCCAACCCUACGAGGAGGCCGCCGCCACGCUGAUGUGCUGAAAAAAAAGAAGGCAGAGAUCCCGCGCGCAGAUCACACGCCAUGGUGCCCUCGUCGUCCCGCCCCCGCCGCAAGGAGCCGUCGAGGCCUCUGGCGGCGCUGCCGUCCAAGAGCCCCGAGGCGCCGCCCGAGCAAAAGAAGAGGAAGACGCCGCCGCCGCAUCCGCCCGAGGCGGAGCCGCCCAAGCGGGUGUUCCAGCGCACGUGGCCUCCCGGCGACGAGAUCCGCAUCCUGGAGGCCAUCGCCGCGCACCGCCGCGCCCACGGCGGCGACCUCCCAACUGCCGCCGUGCUCCUCGCGGCGCUCGACGGCCGCCUCGGAAUGAAGGGCGUCGGCGCCUGCGAUGUAGGCAAGAAGCAGCGCAGCCUCAUGCGCAACUACCAUCGCGACGCCAAGAAGGCCGCACCACCGGCAGAUGAGCACGAGCGUCACCUUUACUUCCUCUCCAGGGACGUGUGGGCCGACGACUCCGCGCCCAAACCACCUGUCGCUCAGGCGAAAAGCGUCAUGGGAGGCUCCCCGUUGAAACCACGGACCACCGAAGCCACCAAGGACGGAAGCAAGGAUCCCACCCAAGCGAAGAGCGCCGGCGAGCCUACCAAGGACGAGUCCAAGCCCAGGACUUUGGAUGAGAUGCGUGAGCAGUACCCGUACCUCGUUGAUGAGGCUAUGGUCCUCGUGGAUCCACCGAUCCUCCAGCAACUCCUCCCCAGCAUUGAAGACAACCAGGCCCAGGCACUGAACAAGAAGAUCAAGAAGGCGAGGAAGCAGCUCAUCGAGGCCAUCACGGAAUCGGCAAGGAUGAAAAACAUGGAAACACCCACAAUAUCUCUAUAUCAAUCCACUAAGCUUCAACCGGAAAAGCCAAGGAUGGAGAAAAAGGAUGGUGAGGAUAUUUGUGCUCAAGGACGAUUGGAACGAGUGGAGCAUGAAGUAGCGGAACUGAAACAACUUUUCAUUGCUUCUCAAAAUAAUGCUAUAAGAUGUGAAAAUGCAGAAAGUGGUCUUCAGUCAGUUGUAGCUGAAAAUCAGAUUUCAUGCAAUAUGGUACAAAAGAAGAUAAAGGUACCAAAUGGCUUGCCCCACGGAAAGAAUAAGGAGGUUACAUCUAAAUAUAAAUAUGAUGGUGUCCUUCCCAGCAAUGUCCCGUGCAACAAUCCGAAACUGCAAAUAAAGCCACCAUUUAAUACGCUUCAUGGUAGGACAAGGAAGAUUGAUGCAGAAAGUCAGAAUCAACGCAAUGUGAAACUGCAAAUAAAGCCACCAUUUAAUACGCUUCAUGGUAGGACAAGGAAGAUUGAUGCAGAAAGUCCGAAUCAACGCAAUGUGGGUGGCAAAGAGGUUGUCUUGAUUUCAGUAGGACGACCACGUACUCCAGUAGGCAAAGCUAUUCUUGAACACAGUUCUCCAUCUACAAUAGUAGGGGGCAUUGCACUUGGAACACAGUUUCGUAAGGUAUUUCUAAGAGAGGUAUUGCAAUGGGAUGCUCCACUGUUUCACAAAUAUGGGGGGAUGAAGAAGAUGUCUGAUGCACUUUAUUGCUCCAUUCCAUGGCCAAGUGUCCUAGUUAAAGGUCAGUAACAAAGCACCUCGCCGCCUCAAAAUGGUGAUGCGUCGUUUUGCAGAUAACAUCGAUGUUGGGUAGUAAUAUAUGCUAUACUUUUUAUCUUCAAAUAGGUCAGGUGCUGGUUCUGUUCAUAUGGGUGAAAAUGUGUGGUGCUUUUUUUUCUUGAACGGCGCAUUCAGUGAUGAAAAGGUCCCACUGUCAUGACUGAAUAGGGCCCUACAUCCCGUAAGUGAAUAGGCUCCCACAGGUCAUAAGUGAAU